This is a messenger RNA of Pipistrellus nathusii (Nathusius's pipistrelle), 696 nucleotides long. NCBI's taxonomy places the organism in Eukaryota, Metazoa, Chordata, Mammalia, Chiroptera, Vespertilionidae. The record is from the annotation of a GenBank genome assembly.
AUGAAGUCACUCUCAGCCCCUAUCCGCAAGGGACCUGUCCCCUGGAAGGGGCUCCUGCUGGCUGUUUCACUCCUAAAUUUCUGGAGCCUGCCCACCACUGCCCAGCUCGCUAUUGUAUCAACCAAUUCUGCCGAAGGGAAGGAUGUGAUUCUACACACCCGCAAUAUGCCUCCUAAUGCUGCAGGCUUCAUGUGGUACAGGGGGGAAGGGGCAAACCCCAAUCGUAAUAUUGCAAUUCUUGGAACGCACAUAAGAGUUCAUACAACAGGGCCUGCACACACCGGUCGAGAACAAAUAAACCUGGAUGGAUCCUUGCAGUUAAAGAAUGUUACCCUGAAGGACACAGGAAUCUAUACCAUAGUAGUCUACCUUCCUUACACCAAAAAGGAAAUUGGAUUUGGACGGCUCGAUGUAUACCAGCCAGUGAGAGUGCCCACACUCCUAGCCAGCAACACAACAGUCAUGGAGAAUAAGGAUGCUGUAGUCAUGACCUGCUACACAGAUGCAGUCUCCACCCAGUGGUUCCUCAACGGCAUGAAUCUGCGGCUGACAGAGAGGAUGAAGCUGUCCUGGGAAAACAGAACUCUCACCAUAGACCCUGUCAGGAGGGAGGAUGCUGGGAAUUACCAGUGUGAAGUGUCCAACCCCAUCAGUUCUGUUGAAAGUGAACCAGUUGAGCUGGAUGUAAAAUUUUAG